Molecule: messenger RNA, 4900 nt
Organism: Passer domesticus (house sparrow)
Lineage: Eukaryota; Metazoa; Chordata; Aves; Passeriformes; Passeridae
Gene: PAQR8
Product: progestin and adipoQ receptor family member 8
Exons: 2
Coding region: 173-1231 (352 amino acids)
Biological process (GO): response to steroid hormone
Cellular component (GO): plasma membrane
Molecular function (GO): nuclear steroid receptor activity; steroid binding
Source: RefSeq, a predicted model, not a curated record
CGCGCAUGCGCGGGGCGGCCGCGGGGGCUCCCGGAGGCGGCGGCGCCGGGACUCGGCGGCGGCAGCGGGACAGGGGAGGGGACAGCGGGCACCGAGGGGACACCGAGGGGACACCGAGAGCGGGCACUGAGCGCGGGCAGGAAGACGACGUUCCCUGGCGCGGGGCUGAAGGAUGACAGCCAUCCUGGAGCGGCUCAGCACGCUGUCCCUCAGCGGGCAGCACCUCAGCCGGCUGCCCCGGCUGCUGGAGGACGGCCUCCCCAAGAUGCCCUGCACGGUGAAGGAGUGCGAGGUGCCGCAGCUCUUCCGCGAGCCCUACAUCCACAGCGGGUACCGCCCCACCGGCCAGGACUGGCGCUACUACUUCCUCAGCCUCUUCCAGAAGCACAACGAGGUGGUCAACGUGUGGACUCAUCUCCUGGCGGCGCUGGCCGUGCUGCUGAGGUUCAAGACGUUUGUGGAGGCCGAGCAGUUGCCUGUGGACGCGUGGUCCUUGCCGUUGCUCAUCUUCGUCCUCUCCUCUGUCACCUACCUGACCUGCAGCCUCUUGGCCCACCUGCUGCAGUCCAAGUCGGAGCUGUACCACUACACCUUCUACUUCGUGGACUAUGUUGGAGUCAGCAUCUACCAGUAUGGCAGUGCCCUGGCUCAUUUCUACUACAGCUCUGACCAAGCCUGGUACGACAAGUUCUGGCUUUUCUUCCUGCCAGCAGCAGCUUUCUGCGGCUGGUUGUCCUGUGCCGGCUGCUGCUACGCUAAAUACCGGUACCGACGGCCUUACCCCAUCAUGAGGAAGAUGUGCCAGGUGAUCCCAGCAGGGCUGGCUUUCAUCCUGGAUAUCAGUCCCGUGGCUCACCGGGUGGUUGUGUGUCACCUGGGGGGCUGUGAGGAGGAUGCUGCUUGGUACCACACGUACCAGAUACUGUUUUUCCUUAUCAGUGCUUAUUUCUUUUCCUGCCCUGUCCCUGAGAAAUACUUCCCCGGCUCCUGUGAUAUUGUUGGCCAUGCCCACCAGAUCUUCCACACCUUCCUGGCCAUCUGCACCCUGUCACAGUUGGAGGCCAUUCUUUUGGAUUACAAGAACAGGCAGGAGAUUUUCCUGAAGAGACACGGGCCUUUUACUGUUUAUCUCUCCUGCAUCUCUUUUUUUGGCUUGGUGGCCUGUAGUGCCAUCACAGCUUACAUCCUGCGAUGCAGGAUCAAGGCCAGCCUGGCUAAAAAGGACUCCUGAGAGUCACGGACGUGACAGGCAUGACAUGACCAGAGAAAAUCAAGAAAAAGGGCAUAACAUACUAGAGACAUGACUGUCUUACCUGCCUAACAUGCCGUGACUAACCAGGACCCUGGAUUCAGAUGGAGGGCUGGACACUUCAUGCUGGAUGCAUUUUCACAGCAGGGAUUGCCUUUUGCCAUCCAGGGGGGGGACAUGGAGUGUUUUAAGCCAGAACAAGUCACUGAACCAAGGAUGCUGAAAUAGGCAGAGGUUCCUUGUUCAUGCUGGUAGAGCUGUGGGUGAGACCUUGCUGAAGGUCAGGGAGGGCAGCCUGGAGGCUGUGGGACUGUAAAAGGGUGUGCCAGGGCUCACAACACUGUGAGGACCACAGCUGGAUGUGAUGACCUCUCUGGGUUUGGCCAUAUCUGUGUGAGAACUGUUCCUAUCAAAGGCAGUAGGAAGGUUUUGGGAAGUCUGUGUUUCUAGGGUUCAGGUGUGAGGGCACAUGUGGCACCAUGGCUGCUAGAAUCCUUUUCCUGUUCCAGCCAGGUUUUCUCUGUGCUCCCCUUUUCAAGGGUGUCAAUGCCAGGUUGCUUAGGUGGCUUUGGGAAAAUAUCUUUGGAGGUCCUGGCUUGACCUGGAGUCCUCUGGGACAAACUGGGUCUGUGUCAUCUGUCUAGGGAGUCUGACCAACCUCUAGCAAUGUCCAUGAAAUGUGGAAUAACUUGGAUGAGGUCUGUUUGGUACAGGAAAGGCUCUGCUCCUCCAACAACACUACUGUGGUCACGGCCAAAAGGGUGUGAAGGUGAAGGAGUCUUUAUUCCCCUCUUAAUGGUGCUUUGUGUCCUUGGUGAGCAUUGUGGGAAAGCUGACCUUGGAGCUGCAGGCUUGCUGUUCUAUGACCAGUGGGGCUGUGACUCUGCCAUGUUUUUAUCAGUAUUAGAUGGAGGUGGAACAGCAAAAGGCAGGAGCAGGGUGAUGACAUUAGGGUCCUGCACAACCUCGGGAUGGGUUUGUCCUUGGGACUUGGUGAUUCCUGUGUGGAGUGGCAAAGAGAGCGGUCAGGGUCACUUAAUGUCCAUGGGUCACUCCUAUCCAAGGUAACAACAGCUGAAUUACUGUGUCCCCCACUAGAAGAAUCUAUUCUGUGCUUGCCUUGGGGGAAUAUUGAACAUGGAGCCACCAAGGAGGAUUAAAUCCUUGCUAAAACCAAGGAAUCCAUGGGACCUAUCCCAGCCAUGGAUUUGCCUCAUUGAGCCCAAGGGCAGGCAAAUGAAUUGUGAUUGCUGGUUCUGAGCAGGCAGAGUGUAGGGUUGGGGGUAUGGUUGGUGAGGACAAGCACUGAUUUCUGCACUUAUCUCUGUUUCAGCUCUUGAAGUGUGUGUGUUCAUGUUCCAUGCAUGUGCAUGGGAUUUGAUAUCCAGAAAGGCUUUGCCUUGGGAUUUUAUAUGUGCAGAGCCUCCUAGCUGGGUUAAGAUUAACUUGAAGGAAACAGUGCUGUCUUUCUGGAGGAGCAAGGCGGGCUGGACAGCAGAUUUGUUAAUAGGUGGUGGAAAACAGACCUGUAGAUUGGCACUUUGCUGGUCCUGUGUUUGUAGGUAAUUUUGGGACUCAUAGCUCUAUAGAAAAUUAAAUACAAAGGGAGAAGGAAGUUAAGUUUGGAGUAUAGGAGAAGAAGUCAUAGGAAAGCCUUCAGGAGGUCAUCAACUCCACCCUUUCUCAUCAGUCCUGGCCUCAGCUUAGAAAUUAAUUACUUGAUUUCAAACGGUGUUUUUGAUGGUACAGAUGGUACAGCCAUGCUGACCUAGGAGAAAAUCUGCCUCAGGGGAGAUGCCAAGUAGGGGUGGUCCCACAGGCACCUCGUUAAACCUCUUCCCAUGCACAGAAGUUCAUCUCACUAUGGAGUGAGCCAGUGCCGGGAGAGGGACCUUUGGGAAACCAAUCCUACUGAAAAAAUGUCAAUAAUUUUCGGCUGGUUUUAAAUCUGAGCCAACUCACUUGGACAAUGCAGCUGCUGGCAGGGAAGGGCUGCAGUGGAGGCCAGCAGCAGUUCCUCCUUGCAUGGCAGCUGGCUGCUCAACUCACUCAGCUGCACUCAUGGACUGCUCCCUCCAUGGCCUCUGGCUUUGUUUGUGGGUCUCCUCCCAGUUUGAAAAAAUGCUUCCAGUGCAAGCAGCUUUUUCUCACAGCCUAAUUUGCCUUGGUUUUGUGGUGGGUAAGGCAGAGCAUGGCACUGGGUGUGGAACUGGCUGGAUGGUAUCAGUAGGUUCAUGUGCAGAAACAGAGGUAAAUCGGGCUGGUCCAGAGCUCAUUUCUGACAUAAAAUGAAGAAGGAUUGGGCAUGGCUGGUAAUAGCAAACCUGCUCUGCUGCUACCUGGAGUUAUACUGGUACCAAUGGAAGGGAUCGCCCAGGUGUCCCCUUCUCUGAGGGUUUGAAAACAGAUGACAUGCCCUGCCCUUGUUGAAGCAGGGUGAGUACGGUAAUUCCAUCUCUUUCAGGGACAGGGAGAGGAGCCCUCAUGGCUCUCCCAAGGUACUUUUGAUCAUAUAUUCUCCUCCCUGGCUGAGCAGAAGUGGACAGUGGAGCAGUGGUGUAACAGUGGAGGUGUUUUUGCACACUCCCACAUUUCCCCUCAGCUGAAGCUGUGCCCAUCUCCGCGUGGCCCUGCACUCCCACCUGGAGCUGACCUCCGGUUACGAUGAUGGGUGGAGUGAGCUGGGAUCUACAACACAGAUCUGUGCUGCUGUGAGGAUGCACCCUUGUGUCACAAGGGGCUCACCAACACUGGAGCUUCCUUCUUCCCUGUCUCCAUCCUCCUCUUCCUCCAACCAGCUUCCUUCUUCCCUUCAUCCUUGUGCCUUAUGCACCUGGCUGCCUUCCUGGGCAGACUCCACAUGCUGCAGUCUCAGCUGGGAAGUGGCUGUGGAAGCUUUGCCAGUGAUCCAGAGGACACCAGGGCUGGAUCUGGAAAAAGCCAAAGUGCCACUGUGAUAAAUGCUCAGCUUGUCUGAGCCCCCCAGGACCUUCUCCUUGGGCUCAGUGCUUGGAGCAGGUCUCCUCCAUCCUGGUGUUCCUAAGGAGGCAUGCCUGGGAAGAACAAACCUGUGGCCAGGCUUGGUGAAGAGCUGACCGCCAAAGGUUGAGCACACCUGAGAUCCCUCAAGGAUCCCUGAGGUCACAGUCCUCUCCCUCAGGAAUCUCUGGUCCUGAGGUAGUGCUCCUUCAUAUCUUGGAAGCCAGGACAGCUCCUGAGAAUUCAUCCCAAUGUGCCUUGUACUGUCUCUUUUGGGGAUUAAUCCUGAAGGAACCUGAGGAUCAAGGGCAGCCUCUUUGCUGUCUGCUCCAUGGUCCACGGUCUCUCUUACCAGCCAAUUCCCACUGACAGGAUUUGCUCCGUGUACAGAGCAGGAGGGGAGGAUGGAGACAGGUGCCUUCAAUUUGUAUUUAUGCCUAAUUUGUGUAACAAGGCAAGGACGGGUUCCUCAUGUGCCUUGCAAUUUACAUCUUUUACUGACAAGAUUAUUUUUAAGCACUGUUCAUUACUAAACAGAAGUACAAAAGAGUUUGUAUUUUUUUUCCUUUGGGAAACAGGGAAGGAUAUGAGUGUUCCUUAUUAACCAUGCCCUUCCCAACUCCCACCUGCUGACUUUGUAUUGUUGAAAACAUUGACAAUAUUUUAAGCUUU